ACCAACGCUACCCAUCCAUGGUUUAGAGCAAUUUGCAUUAAUAAUAAAGCAACGUAACUGGUAAAAUCGCUUUCAUAUGACCAGAAGGUCGCGGGUUAACAAUCUCUUGCAAAAAUAUAAGGUAAGGCUGCGUAUAAUACAUCUUUGUGGUCCGACCCUCCCUCCCGGACCUCGCGCAUAGCGGCAGCUUAAUGCACCGGACUGAUAAAGCAAUUGGUUCCAUUUCUGUUACACCCAAUUCUGUUAUCAGAGCUGAGCUUGGAUAUGUAUUGGCUUAUAAGUAUUGGGGCAAAGGGAUUGUUAGAAAAACAGUGAAAAUGGUAACAUCAGUCAUAUUUACUGAGUUGCCAAAUCUUGAAAGGAUUGAAGCUUUGGUGGAUGUUGAUAAUAAAGGGUCCCAAAGGGUGUUGGAAAAAGCUGGUUUUUUAAAAGAGGGAGUUCUGAGGAAGUACAUGGUGUUGAAAGGGAGAUCAAGAGACAUGGUAAUAUUCAGCUUUCUUGCAACUGAUUCUCAUCUAUCGUAGCGUUCUUAAUUUUUGCUCUAGAG
Molecule: messenger RNA, 547 nt
Organism: Nicotiana tabacum (common tobacco)
Lineage: Eukaryota; Viridiplantae; Streptophyta; Magnoliopsida; Solanales; Solanaceae
Molecular function (GO): acyltransferase activity, transferring groups other than amino-acyl groups
Source: RefSeq, a predicted model, not a curated record